AUGGUGGAGGACAUAACAUCAAGAUAUCUGAGUUUGCGGGUGCGCAGGCUAUGCCAGAGCUCGCAUAUGGGAUGUUCAGAAGGUGACGCGUGCGAGAGGCCGGGCUCGGAGGCCAACUUGAUGCUGGUGCAGGCCGAGGGCCGCGACCGGCCCGCCAUGGAGGAGGAGUGUUCAGCGCGGCCUUGCGCCACAGACUUCUCCAUCGCCGCCAUAAUGGCUAGGGAUCGCCAGGAGAGGAGAGAACGACGGAGACAGCGAGAUCCGAGAGAGGAUACGCUUAUGCCUUUAGAAAAGUUCGUUGAUGCUGCGGCUUCCGCGUCAGUGUCACCAUCACCCCCCUUAGCUGAUUACGAGAGGGACUCCCCCGUAGAUGUAUCGUCGACGUCAGAAGCGGGAUCUGCUAGCGGUGCCGCGGGAGGAUCUCGAGCACUCUCCCCACCACCACGCAACCCCCAGCUGUCAGAACGGUGGUCCAGCGAGGAGAUGCGACACAUACAGUGCCACUUGGAGACGAAGGAGCUCUGGGAUAAGUUCAACGAAUUGGGAACAGAAAUGAUCAUCACGAAGACUGGAAGACGUAUGUUUCCGACGGUGCGGGUAUCGUUUGCCGGUUGUCGUACGGAUGCGCGAUAUGCCGUCCUGCUGGACGUUGUGCCGGUGGACGGCAAGCGGUACCGGUACGCGUAUCACCGCUCCUCAUGGCUGGUGGCCGGCAAAGCAGACCCCCCUGCACCUGCGCGUCUCUAUCCACACCCUGACUCACCAUUCAGCGGGGAUCAGUUACGCAAACAAGUCGUCUCCUUCGAGAAGGUCAAGCUAACUAACAAUGAGAUGGACAAAAAUGGCCAGCUGGUCCUCAAUUCGAUGCACAAAUAUCAGCCACGUAUCCAUCUGGUCCUAAGAAGAGAAGGUGCUAUCAAUGCACCAAUAACUGAUCUCGAGCAAGAAGAAUUCAAGACAUUCAUUUUCCCAGAGUGCGUGUUUACAGCAGUGACGGCAUACCAGAAUCAACUCAUAACGAAGCUCAAAAUCGACAGCAAUCCUUUUGCGAAAGGAUUUCGUGAUUCUUCACGUCUCACAGAAUUCGAAAGAUUCUAUGUCACGGGCGAGCACGAAAGAUCCUCAGUCUACCCCGAUGUCUCUCGCUUCAGCGCCGCCCAGCAUAGAGAAACGAUGGAGUCGAUGCUCGCAGAACAACACUACCUUCGUUCACCAUUACGACCCUUCGAUCUGGAUCAGCACAAUAAUAAUUUGACUUUAGAAGAGAAGGCGAUUUUGGCAGCGCGUUCGCAGCUAUUUUUACGUGCUGCGUAUCCCCUGUAUGGAGUACCAGCGGCGGCGCUGUGGGGACAGUGGGCAUGUCUGGCACCACAGCUACUUGCACAACAACAUUUAGCGGCAUCAGGCUCUGGGCUGCAGUUGCCACGACCAGUGUAUCCCGGCGGGCUCCCUGCUGGUGCUGCUGGCUUAUCCCAGCAUAGAUUUUCACCGUAUCCACCGCGGAGGUCAUCACCUGGCUCCUCGCCAGAUUCCCUUCGAGAUGCAAGCCCUCACCCGGUGCCUCUUCCUCCACAUCCUUCACAUACUCCUCAUCCACCACACAGUCCAACUUAG
This is a messenger RNA of Diatraea saccharalis (sugarcane borer), 1614 nucleotides long. NCBI's taxonomy places the organism in Eukaryota, Metazoa, Arthropoda, Insecta, Lepidoptera, Crambidae. The record is from the annotation of a GenBank genome assembly.